Molecule: messenger RNA, 348 nt
Organism: Zygosaccharomyces rouxii
Lineage: Eukaryota; Fungi; Ascomycota; Saccharomycetes; Saccharomycetales; Saccharomycetaceae
Gene: MRP2
Product: mitochondrial 37S ribosomal protein uS14m
Exons: 1
Coding region: 1-348 (115 amino acids)
Biological process (GO): translation
Cellular component (GO): mitochondrial small ribosomal subunit; ribosome
Molecular function (GO): structural constituent of ribosome
Source: RefSeq, a predicted model, not a curated record
AUGGGUAACUUCCGUUUUCCAAUCAAGACCAAACUUCCGCCAGGAUUCGUCAAUGCUCGUGUAAUCAGAGACAAUUUCAAGCGUCAACAGUUUGCGGAGAAUGAAGUUACACAAAGAGCACUCAAAUACAUUGCUCGUAAUACGACGUUACCAGCAAAGGCAAGACUGGAAGCACAGCUAAGACUCUCGGCCGCACCCAACUACAUGAGACAGACUCAGAUCAAAAACCGUUGUUUCGAAACCGGUAACGCAAGAGCAGUCUUCAGCGAUUUUAGACUCUGCAGAACCCAAUUCCGUGAAAAGGCCAAGCAAGGUGAUUUGCCUGGCGUCAAGAAAGGUAUCUGGUAA